AUGAGCUUCUUUGGGUUGCGGAAAAAACAACGACACGCGAAUGGUUCAAACGAUGGUGAUGUGGCGCAUCGGUCAGCUUCGUUUUGGGGUAGGCUUCUUGGUGUUGGCUCUUUUUCAUCUUCAUCGUUCGCACCACGGGAGGAGGUGCAUGGAGAUGGCACGGUGACGAGCUUGAAUGAACGAGGGGUGGAGACACCUGGGAGACCCGUAUUGCAAAGCGUACUGGAUGGUGUCCAAGGUGCAAGUGAACAGAGAGGUCGCGGCGUAGAGAAGCCAUUGCUUGACAGCAUAUCGGAUGGACAUCAUGGAUCUAGUCAAAUGGAGGACGGUUACAGCGAGGCGAAUUCGCAUGUGGAAGUGGAGAAGAGUCAGCUUGAAGAAGAAGAAGAAGAAGAUGACGAUGAUGAUGCGGAGUUUUUCGACGCUUCCGAGGUGAUAAUAGAGCAGCCACGCGAAAUGGAAUUGGAGUCAGUGGUUAUAGCCAUUGGAUCAGAGAAGAUACCACGCAAGGAUGAGGUCAACGCGGAGGAGACUGGGCUGGUGCAAAGUCGAAAUGAUGAAAAUGUGGGGGUUGGGUAUCUGCAAUCUAGCGAUGUUUCAACAGCGAGCGCACAGGACAAUGCGUUGCGGUCACGGUUCGUUCCGCGUCUCAAGGGUGAGUCCGUAGCGGAGACGGAGGAGGAGGAGGCCAAACGUGAGAGACGGAGAGAACGGAGGGGGACAUCUCAAACCCCCCGAGACUCACCGCAGGUCACCAAGAAAGAGCAAAAACCACGUGUGCGCAAGUUGAAUCUACUAGAGGAAUCCGAAGAAGAAGAAGAAGAAGAACAGCUAGCUGGGAGUAAUGACGAUGAAGCACUUGAAUCUCAACCCGUUAUAUCACCACUUCAAACCAAUUGGAAGCUAAAUAUAUCAAAUGACCGUUGGGAUUCAGACAUAAACAAUCACAGAGCGGAUUACCUCGGUACUAAACUGACGCCUCCAAGAGAGAAUCUAUCAUUUGACGAGACCGUUGAGCUAGUGUACACGGCAAAAAAUACUCAAGCUUUUGACAGACAUCGGACUCCGUCGCCAACUAGCUCUCAAGCGACCAACACCAACAAUGAUGAUGAUGAGCAUGCUGCAGACUACAUCCCGAAACGACGACGCAUAGGGCUAAGAAAAAGCAAAAGGUUGACUGGCAAGAAACUUCCUCCUAGAGUUAAAUCUGGUCUGCCAUCCUCACCAGAAUCGCCACCCGAGUACCACACGGAAAACUCAAGGAUCCAAAAUGACAAAAGAGAGCAACUUCUCCGAUCUUUGGAAAUCGAUGGCUUCACGCGGCACUUCCAAAGCCUUGAAGAACGGUUUCUGCAAGUACCGGCAAAUGUCCCGCGACGGUUGCGUAGCCGACGCUUGGAUCAACUAGACUCCAACUCGCAAAAAAGUAGUCGAGAGCAUACAGUUGACCAUGCCAAACCAGACUCUGAUGCACAGGAAGGUAAUCGACUACGCACAGUCGACCAUAUCGAUCUUACCGAAACGCAAGACGAAGAAGAAACUCCAGCGGGAGAGCAUGUUUCCUCUUUAGAUGGGGCAUUUGAAGCUGCUGCCGCAAAGCCCGAGCUUGAUUACGGUGACCAUGUCUACGGCAAAGACAAUGAUGACGCUGUGGAAGUUGAGAUUGAGACGCUGCUGGAAGACGACGACGACGCCAUCUUUGCACCCGCCCCUAGAAAAAAGCCCAAAAAAAUCACUGCCGCCAGAGUUGAUGGCAGAGUGCAUCUGAAAACUUCAUCGCGUAAUGGGGUAAAAUUUGGCAUUACUGAAUCACAAGAUUCAGACACUCACCAUUUCGAUGCCCCACCGAAAAGAUUGUCAUCUUUGCAAAACGCAGCGACUUUAAAACGCAAUCGAGAAAAGCCAGCCCCGGUCGUGUUUGGAGUCUUGCACGACAGCCCUGAAAAAGCGCCAUCCGGAUCGAGCGUGGCGCUUUUGUCCAAGGUGAUUGCUGGUGGGCAGAGUCCUGUCUCUCAACUCAGCUGUGUACCGGUUCCAACAGCUGUUCUAGACGCUACUGUUUCCCCAAAAGAUGGCACUAGCAAUAGCAAUAGCCAUAGCCAAAAAGCAGCACUAUCAGUUGACCUGGACGAAAUGCUGAAGCUGCAAAAGAAUCAUAAUGACACGACACGAGCAACGUUUGACAACCGGAGCCAGGAAUUCAGCAAACUGCCGAUUCUUUUGAAAAGCAGGCAAAGGAAAAUACGCGAAAAGUUGACGCAACGGGCUCGCAAGGUACAGGCCAAGCACAAGGUGUCGAAAGACAGGAUAAGAAGAAGAGGCAACACCAUAACAGUUGUCAACACCACCUCCGAAAGUGAAAGUGAAAGUGAAAAUGAAAAUGACAACGUCGAAGACUACAGGCCGUUUCAAGAUUCCGGUAGAUCCUGGAGUCAAAGUGACGAGCGCGAGGAACCCCAUCAUCGGCUGUCUCCUGUCACGAAUGAAAAGGAUGAUGUCCCAGCGGUUGAUGAAACAAGUAACCUUCAACAAACAAUCAACGAUUUUGAGCAAUACGACUCGUUGUUUGCUCGGGACUCGCUGCAGAGGGACCCAGUUGCUGAUGCAGUCGAUGCAUCGCGUGAGAGCCGAGGAACGAGCGGCAGAGAGAAAACCGCCACUCCUGCUGAAACUAUACGAAAUGGACAUGUCGGUCCUGAAGCUGUAGCUGUCGCAACUGCAGAGCUCUUGGAAAAAGGAAUCACGCCAAAAUCACAGAAAUCUAUCUCGGUUCCCAAUCAGGCCGCAGCCGGCGUCCAAGCUGCACCCAAAAGACAGACUCCAAUACGGAUCAGAAAGGAGGACGCAGAUCUCGUUGGAGGUGAUGUUGGUAAAAAGAAUAAAUCAUCACAGGCUGCAAACGCGAACGAUUCGUCCCCACUUUUGACUUGCAAGUCACCAGACGACGCCGCUAUAGCUACAAGCACACAAGAGCCUGUUAACAAGGACGAGAAUAUACUGGGUGAGCUGGGUAGAGUAUUUUCGGGGCUUCUGCCGCUGACGUCGGUGGUUAUGCAUUUGCGUAACGACGGUGGACCCAGUAGAGAUGUCUUUUCUUCGCAGCAUUACACAUUAACGAGCCCUUCUCCAAACCAAAACCAAAAUCUAAACCCUCAUACUGCUCACGACUUACUGGUGGCUGAAACAAAAGUGACCCCGAUCCGAAUUCCCUCGUAUCUCGAAACCAUCAAAGGGCUCAACCCAAGAGAAGGCGACCUAAAAAAUUUGUUUGAAGAAGAGUCCAAUAUUCCAUCUGCGCGCGAGAUUGCUGCCGAGAUCAAUAGAGAUCUAACUUUGCCGACAACGGCCCAAAAAGAUGGUGCCAGCGAUCCACUAAAUCACAUACAAGUGGAAAAGACCAUUUCGCAAAUCCACCUAUCCAACGAGAGCGAGAAACUCAGGAAAGAUUACACUGCGUUACUGGUGGUUUCGCCAACAGAAGUCAACAUCGGACCUAAACCAUUUGGAACAGCUUCCAAGUCCAAGGCUAACGACGCGGAAGACGAGAAAGACGAGAGUUUUGACAUGAGCCAAGUAGCGGAGCUUAUCGAGGACAUCUCCUCGGGGAAAUUGAAACCACGUAAACGGAAGAGAGAAGAACCGGCCGAGCAACCUGAAGAACUUGAGGAUCCCCUCGUGCCGGAGGAGACAAACAUGAACACGAAGAAGAAGAAGAAGAAGAAUAACACCAGAGCAAACAAGAGCAGGAGACGGAAGAGCAGGCGACGGGGCCAACAAGCAGCAAGCGAUUGA
Molecule: messenger RNA, 3792 nt
Organism: Lodderomyces beijingensis
Lineage: Eukaryota; Fungi; Ascomycota; Pichiomycetes; Serinales; Debaryomycetaceae
Source: the annotation of a GenBank genome assembly